Molecule: messenger RNA, 1343 nt
Organism: Paramacrobiotus metropolitanus
Lineage: Eukaryota; Metazoa; Tardigrada; Eutardigrada; Parachela; Macrobiotidae
Product: transmembrane protease serine 9-like
Exons: 5
Coding region: 108-1190 (360 amino acids)
Biological process (GO): proteolysis
Molecular function (GO): serine-type endopeptidase activity
Source: RefSeq, a predicted model, not a curated record
UGUGAUUUUCACAACCCGACUGCAAAAUUAUAUUGCGUAUUUCUGCCAUAAUUAAUUUUCACCACCUUGGCGGUGGAAUAAUUGUAACAACCCAUUAGCGGUUGCUGAUGUCAGUUCACUUAAUUAUGAUUAAAUCACUGUGCAUUUUCAUAUCCUUUGCGGCUGCUGUUCAAGCUCAAUGGUGGAAGCCAAUCAGCAACAACCCGGCCAUUAAUCCCAAAGCUCCGCCUCUUCCGGCCCCAGCCACGGGAGGCACCGCCGUCGGCGAUUCCAAUACACCGACCAAAGUGUUACCAACAUCACUAUGUGGUCGGCCGACGAACAGUCCGGACGCUCUGUGGGCCACCGGUUCCAGGAUCGUCGGCGGUGUGGAGGCGCAGGAAGAAAGCUGGCCAUGGAUUGUGGCGCUCAUCCAGUUCCGGCCGGAGUACAUGCCGCCCGUCUACCAAUUUUGUGGUGCCAGUCUGAUUAGCGACCGCUGGAUCGUGACUGCCGGUCACUGCGUGGACAACCACCCCGACGACUUCAUCACCACCCACAUUAAAGCGGUGGUCGGGAUUACCGAUUUAAAGCAGGUGCUCACCCAGCCGGAGCUGCUACUGCCCAUCUCUCGGGUCUUCCACCAUCCGGACUACGACAAUCCCAAGGACACCACAAACAACGACGUGGCAUUGCUGGAAUUAGCGCAACCGGUCAAGUUCACGUCGCGUAUUCAACCUAUCUGCCUACCGACGCAUCCGUCCACGGAUGUGGUCAACGCCGCCAAUAUCGACAAAGAACGCGACGGGAAGAAAGUGGCGUUCGUUGCUGGAUGGGGCCAUCUGGUGGAAAACCAAGGAAGAACCGACAAUAAUUUCGCCGUUCCUAUCUUGGGCGCCGGCUCGGAUAAAUUAGAGCAAGUGGCGAUCGGUUUAUACGACCGGGCUACGUGCGUUAAACAGUUGGAGGGGUUCACCUUCACUGAAGCUAUGAUUUGUGGUGGAUUUCCGGAAGGCGGGAAAGAUUCCUGUCAAGGUGACAGCGGUGGCCCGUUAGUGGCUAAGGACAAAGAUGGGCAUCACGAGCUGAUCGGGGUGGUGUCGUGGGGGAAGGGCUGCGCGCAACCCGGUGUGCCGGGAAUCUAUUCGAAUGUGUUCUACCUCAAGAACUGGAUCGAAAGUACUAUUGCCAACGCCACCAAAUCGACAUGAAUUUAACCAUCUAGAAGAAAUUUCAUUUUAUUAAAAACCUUCCGUUGCACAUAUACUGAUCGAUGCUAAAGUUAUAUAAUUUUGAACAAAGAAACAGUUAAACCCUAAACGAUAUCAAUUUAACGUUGGUGUCAACAAGUGAUGACAACUUGA